Messenger RNA from Ornithodoros turicata, 2010 nucleotides. RefSeq lists its product as uncharacterized. The record is from RefSeq and is a predicted model, not a curated record. The transcript has 16 exons. Bases 94 to 1938 code for a protein of 614 amino acids. Lineage: Eukaryota; Metazoa; Arthropoda; Arachnida; Ixodida; Argasidae.
UUGACGGUCAGAAGACCACUAACAGGAGAAAAAGAAGAUCAUUUAACUGCUCUCGAUCACGUGCGACAACAUUCCACCCGUUGUUCCUGCACCAUGGCGUCCCCACGAAGCAAUGAACAACCAGAGGCAGCCAAGAACGUACCUGUGCCGGCGCGAAAUGAACAAGCGAUAAAAGCGAGAAUGUUGCAAGAAAAAGCGUGGCGUGACAAGAUACUGCUGGCCAGUCGACGUAGCAGCCCUCUCGUACAUCGCUAUGUAUCAGACAGCGCGUCGGACGACAUGGAAACAGUAGACUUUUCACCAGAUUCUGAAUCCAAUCGCAAGGACGACGAGGACGAUAACAGCCUUUCAGAUAUUGAGGAGUCGAAUGGCCUUCAAGCCCUGACCAUUGGACUAGUGAGCCUGGCGAUUCUUUUCGGCUUGAUACUCUUCUUUCACACCGGUGGUCCGUAUGGGCGCAGGUCAGCCGUGAUCUACGAAGAAAGGCCUGUGGAACGCAAGACUUCAGGGACACCUCGCAAGCGUGAUGAUAUCCCAGAACCGUACGUCGAGCCAGAGAACGAACGGCGCCGCGCGGUGGUGUACAAGCGACCGACGGGAGACUCUGGAAACCGCGAAGGGCCGUACGUAGAACGCACGGAGUCCUCCACGCGAUCGACUGGAAUGUUGACGACAUCAACAGAAUCGAGCGUGAAGACUACGGCCGGGGCUACAUCUCAGAGUACGGCAACAAAGCUGACUUCAACACCGAGCGAAAGCCAUGCCAGUUCUACAGGUGCAGGUGAAGUCUCAACACCACCUACAGAAGAAGACGUGACAGUUAUAGCGCUGCCUCCGAUACCUCGAAAAUCUCGGCCUUUGGUCUGUGUCACCAGUCAACAGGGGAGGCGAGCCACUUACCCGGACGAUGGGCUCUGCGAUUUCCUCGUAUUUCGAGAUGUGACGCUCGGCGAUGGAGAGUGGGUCUCCGCCACCACCAAAGGAAGAUUACGCCCGUUUUUAGACAGAUCAUCGAGGUCAAACAGGACUGUGUACAUGCUGUCAUUCCCAGCCAAAAUACACCUGGAAGUGAAGUCGUUCUUUCGGACCACCGCCACUUCACUCCAUCUCCUUAGGAGGUACCUGAAACGAAAUAUCCGGGGCUAUGGGUUCGCCUUGAUUCAGAAUGACGCUGAUAAAUUCGCCGCCGAUGCACAUCAUUACAAUGACAUUUUUAAGGACAUUGCGCAAGGAAUGAAAACAGCGACGACAUCCGGUGGAACCUAUUUUAUUGGCGUUCUGCUGAGAAGUAAGCGAAGUGCGAAGGUGGAAAACGCUAUUAGAAGACUAAUGAGAGUCGUCAAUAUAUUUAUCGGCAUCUCGCAUACACCCCUUCCUUCCAAGAGUCCGGACUGCUUGGUGCAGCCAAUCAGCAGCUGGUCGACCGAACACCUGAACGACAAUAGCCUGCAGACCAUGGAUGCUGCCGUUGGCAUGAUUGGACGAGUGAAAACUAAGAACGCAACCGUGUUCGCCUUAUCUUCGUCCAUGGGAGUGUUGAGGUACAAGAUCCAUCCAGGCAGCAACAAGGGUAUUGAGGGCAUCUGGAACGUCCGAUGCACAGACGUCGCCCUGGAACCAUUUCCAAAUGAGUGUAGUACGCGUGCGACCUUUGGCAGCAUUGGUACUGGCGACUACAUCGUGUACGAUUUUAAUAAGGCCAAAAACACGUGGAGGUCUUACGAAACCGUGGACAGCCUCCGCGUAAAGAUCGAAAAGGUUUUCGAAGAACUUCAUCCAACUCAUAAAGAUUCUUUAGGAUGGGCUCUUUACGACGUAGACCUGGAGGAUCAGAAAGGGGCAUGCAAUCUUUUCUUUCCAACCAACUAUCAGGGAAACCUCAACACUCGAAUCAUGUGGGUGAAGGAGUUUCUUCGGGACAAAAGAACUGCCCGUUAAUCAUACUGAACAUAUCGAGAAUAUAUCGCAUUAGCUCAGUUCAGCUGGCUGGAAAUAAAAUUGAAUCAAUGA